AUGGAGUCUCCUGAGGACAUCCCCGGCAGCGUCGGCCGCAGCCGCCGCCGCCGCCACCACAGCAAUACCAAUCAACAGCAGCAGCAGCAGCAGCAGCAGCAGCAGCAGCUAGAGCCACAGCAGCAGCAGCAGGAGCAGCAGCAGCAGGCGCAGGCCCCUGCUGCAGCUCCAGAGCAGCAAAGUAGCAUUGUCGAAGAGAGACGCAGCAGCAGCAGCAGACACACAGGGGCUCUCGGCGCGCAGCUGCGUCGCCGCUUCAGAAGAAAACCCCACAGCAGCAGCAGCAGCAGCAGCAGCAGCAGCAGCAGCAACAGAAGACAGGAACGCCUGCAGAACAGAGACAGCGUACUGAGGGUCCUUCCUUUCGACCAGUUGCUGCCGCUUGCUGCUGCAGCAAAAGAGAAAAGCAGCACAGAACACACAGCUGCAGCAGAAAAUGAGCAGCAGCAGCAGCAGCAGCAGCAGCAGCAGCAGCAGCAAGCUUGGGGAUCUCCCGCAGUUCGUUUGCCCUUUUCUAAUCUAGAAGUGGAACUUUAUAGGGGCCCCCCUUUGUCUGCUGCUGCUGCUGCAGCAGCAAAAGCAGCAGGGCCUUUCUUGAGUAGGAAGCUGCUGCCUUUGCUGCGCUGCGCGCUGAGUUGCUGCUGCUACCGCGGCGCUGCUGCUGCUGCAGCUGCAAAGCCCUUGCAGCAGCAGCAGCUGCAGCAGCUGCUGCAGCAGCUGCCCCACGGCUACAUCUGCUGCCACAUUCUUCAGGAAGCAGCAGCAAGACUCAAGCAAGCAGCAGGGCUUCCAAGCGACCCCUUUGCAAAAGAGCAGCAACACAGCAGCAGCAGCAGCAGCAGCAGCAGCAGCAACAGCUUUUUCCACUUCUACGAGUUUGCUGCUGAAGGGCCCCUGGGGCCCCACAGCAGCAGCAGGGAGGCCCCUGAGCAGGGCCUCCCCCGCAGCAGCAGUCUUGCUGCGCUGCAGGAGCUGCUGCAGCAAAACGAAGUGCUGCAGCAGCUGCUGCAGUACUACAGCCUGCUGCUGUCCCCUGAGCUGCUGCCUCUCGUGUCUCUUCGACGCGGCCUGCCCUGCGCAGCAGCAGCAGAAGCAGCAGCAGCAGGCGCAGCAGCAGCAGGAGCAGCAGCAGCAGGAGCAGCAGCAGCAGAAGCAGCAGCAGCAGGCCGCAGGAGCGCGCUGCUGCUGCAGACGGCCCCGCUGCUGAGCUGCCUGCCCAUCGCCCCGUGGCACCUGUGGUGGCCCAAAGCAGCAGCAGCAGCAGCAGCAGCAGCAGCAGCAGCAGCAGCAGGGCCGCCGCUGCGCUGCUGCUUCCGGGUGUCUGUACAGCUGCUGCACGUGGCUCUCUCCGACUGCCACUUGUUCAGAGAAGAAGAUGCAGCAGCACAAAAAGAAGUCCGAAGCAGCUGUGGGGCCCCACAGGAGCUGCUGCCGCUGCUGCAGGCUGCUGCUGCAGUCGUCGACGCCUUCGAGCAGCCGCAGCCGCUGCAGCAGCAGCAGCAGCUGCUGCUGCAGCACCUGCAGCGGCUCCCGCUGCUGCAGCAGCAGCUGCAGCAGCUCAGCUCCUGGCUCUCCGCGCUCAAGGCACAGGAGCCCCAGCAGUGGCAGCAGCUGCUGCAGCACAGGGAGCGCCAGGGCUUUGCAGCAACGCCGCUGCAGCUGCAGCACAUUCUCCAGUCGAAAGAUGCAGCAGCAGACAGGCAGCAGCUCAUCGAAGAAGUAGCAGCAGAGCUCGAAGAGCUCCUUACCUACAAAGUCGACACUCAGCAGCAGCAGCAGCAGCAGCAGCAGCAGCAGCAGCAGCAGCAGCAGCAGCAGCAGCAGGAGGUAGGGUUUGAUGCUGCAGCAGUCCUUGCAGCUAUACUGUACAAGCUGAGCAGCACAAAAGUGAGAAAACCGGGAGAGCCUCUGCAGCUGCUGCUGCUGACUUCCCCACCCGAAGGCCAAGAGCAGCAGGGGCCCCCGGGGGGCCCCCAGGGGCCCCCGGGGGGCCCCCAGGGGCCCCCGGGGGGCCCCCAGGGGCCCCCGCAGCUGCCGCUGCAGGAGCAGCUGCGGCAGCUGCUGGCCCGCAACUUAGCUGCUGCUGUUUGCUGCCGCAUUAAUGGCAAAGCUGUGGGGCCCCACACCCAAGUGGGCCUCAGCUUUCCUUACUUUUCUUCUGCUGCUGCAUACCCUCUUGCUGCUCCCCUGCCCUUCGACGCCCUGCAGCAGCAGCAGCAGCAGCAGCAGCAGCAGCAGCAGCUGCAGCAGCAGCCGCUGCAGCAGCAGCAGCUGCUGCAGCUGCAGCAGCAGCCGCUGCAGCAGCAGCAGCAGCAGCCGCUGCAGCAGCAGCAGCUGCUGCAGCAGCAACAGCAGCCGCUGCAGCAGCAGCAGCUGCUGCAGCAGCAACAGCAGCAAGAGGAGGCGCUCGCCUCGUUUCAAACCACCUUGAAGGAGCCGCUCGUCGAUAUUUCGCUACACGUUGGAGUCACGCACCCAGGCCUUCCCAAGCCCAUAGAAGCCCAAGUGGCAGUGCCGCUGCCCCCACAGUUUGAGGCCUUUGCGCAGCAGCUGCUGCUGGGGGGCCCCCUGGGGGCCCCCCGGGGGGCCCCCCAGGGGCCCCCCCCUCCCCCCAUAUCUUGUCCUAUGACUGUGUGCAUAGAUCUUCCCUUUGCUUCUCCCAGCAGCAGCAGCAGCAGCAGCAGCAGCAGCAGCAGCAGCAGGGGGGAGAGGGGAGCGGGGCAGGAAGACGGGCCCAAGCGGACUCCUGCAGCCGCUGCUGCUGCUGCUGCUGCUGCUGCUGCUGCUGCUGCUGCUGCUGGGCAGCCUGCGCUGCAGCUGCUUAGAUCAGACCCCCGCCUCGCGGGGCUGUGGGGCCGCUGCAGCACAAUUGAUUCUGCUGCUGGGGGGGCCCCGGGGCCCCUCCUUGAACCUGUGCCUUCUUUCUUGCUUCUUGAAGCAGCAGCAGCAAGAGACAGAGAGCAGCAGCAGCAGCAGCAGCAGCUGCUGCUGCUGGACAUGCCCCUGUGGGGGGGGCUUCCUGCGACGCACGCUGCAGCAGCAGCAGCAGCAGCAGCAGCGCCUGGACUGAAGCUGCAGCAGCAAGAGCUGGCUGCUGCUUGGGCUGCAGCAGAGCAGCGCAGCCGCUCCGUUGCUGCUGCUGCUGCUGCUGCAGCACGCGCUGCUUCUGCUGCCUACGUCGCAGAGGCAGCAGAAGCAGCAGCAGCAGGAGUUUAUGCUGGCACCGACGCAGAAGAAGAUGGCAAUGCAGCAGCAGCAGCAGCUGCUGCUGCUGCUGCAGCAGCAAGAAGGAGGCCCUUCUCUCUUGCUGCUAGGCAUGUGCGUUCUGUGUUUAACAGAAUAGCCCGCGCAGCAAACAGCACCCCACAGCAACCUGCUGCUGCUGCUGCUGCUGCUGCUGCUGAAUCAGCAGCAGCAGCAGCAGGCGAGGCCGGCAGCGGCUUGCAAACCCCCAUCGACUCUCCCAGCGCUGCUGCUGCUGCUGAACCAGCAGCAGCAGCAGCAGCAGCAGCAGCAGCAGCAGCAGCAGCAGCAGGGCCAGUCUUCGCAACUGAGCAGCAGCACGAAAAACUUCUUCCCAUAUCUUCUGUUUUUUCUUUAGAGUCGGGGGGCCCCUCAGCAGCACUUGUGCAGCAGCAGCUGAGCUUUGGGGGCCCCCAAGAAGAAGCUGCUGAGCCCCAUUCGACGCUGUCUCCUUUUGAGAACUGGUGGCGAGUCGCUGGCUGUUUAAAAGUCCGGAUCACAAUUGCUGCGAUGCCGCAGCAGACUGAAGAGCCCACAAGUCUUAUCUCCCCAGGGUUUGAAUGGUUGGCAAUAAAAAAAGAAAAGGCAGCAGCAAGAGCCCGCCAGCCCUCAGCUGAGGUGUACGUACACCGCAGACUCCCGCAGCCCCAAGAGGCCCUUUUCCAGGGCCUCAACUGCCCCCCUUUAGUACCCUUUCAGGAGGCCCUGGGGGCCCCCCUGGGGGCCCCCGGGGGGGCCCCCGGGGGGGCCCCCGGGGGGGCCCCCGAGGGGUCUCCGUGGCUUGCGGCGCUGGCGCAGAUGUCCCACAAAAGUGUAGAACUUUAUCCUGUGUCUUUUCUGGGAAAGUCUUUUAGAAUUUGCUGCAGACUGCAGCGGCUGUACGCUGCUGCUGCUGCUGCAGCAGCAGCAGCAGCAGCAGCAGCAGCAGCAGAGCCGGUCGCAGCCACCGACUGGGAAGCACUGCUGCAGCUUCUGAGGCAGCAGAAACGAAAGAGGGGCCCCCCAAGGGGGCCCCCCGAGGCCCCUGGGGGGCCCCCGGGGGCCCUCUGGGGUCUGUGGGGUUUUGAGAUGGGCUUCUACGAGCGAAAGCUGCGGCAUUUUCUUCUCACAAAUGAAGACGCAGCAACAGCAGCAGCAGCAGCGCUGCUGCUGCUGCCGCAGCCGAUGGAGCAGCUGCAGCCAGCCCUUGAGGCGGGCCCCACAGAGCCCUCUGAGCCUCAAACAGCAGCAGCAGCAGCAGCAGCAGCAGCAGCAGCAGCAGCAGCAGGAGAGUGUCCGCUGUUACUUAGAAGCGGCUUGCUGCGGUACCUGCUGGCCCCGCUGCAGCAGCAGCAGCAGGGGGCACUGACGGAGGAGCAGCUGCAGCAGCAGCUGCAGCUGCUGGAGCAGCAGCUGCAGCAGCUGCUGCAGCAGCGGCCAGUGCUGCCGUACGCUGCUGUAGUAAGAGAAGCAAAUCUGCGCAUUUGCUUCCUCCCGCUGCUGCGGCUUUGCUGCAGCAGACGCAACAAGUGCUGCUGGGGGCCUUUGCUGCUGCUGCUGCUGCUGCUGCCUGUGGCGCUGCGCCGGCGGCUGCAGCAGAAGGAGAAGCAGCAGCAAAGUAAACGCCUGUCUUACCUGUGGCAGGACCAGCAGCAGCAGCAGCAGCAGCAGCAGCAGCAGCAGCAGCAGCCGACGAUGGAAAUCCGAGCCUUUGGCUGCUGCUGCAGCAGCUGCAGCAGCGGCAGCAGCAGGCCCCACGCGGAUGUGCUGCAGCUCAGCUGCCCCUCUGUGGCUGUGAGAGUUUGCUUCCCCGAUUUAGGCAUAGACGCAGCAGCAGAAACAGCAGCAGCAGCAGCAGCAGCAGCAGCAGCAGGAGAAAACCUUGUCUUGAAUCAGGCAAUAUCUCUUCCGCUGCUGCAGCUGCAGGGCAUGACUGGAGAGCAGCUGCAGCAGCUGCGGGGCCACGUGUACAUAUCUGUUUAUGACGACUUAAGCAGCAGCAGCAGCAGCAGCAGCAGCAGCAGCAGCAGCAGCAGCGGGGGCCCGCAGGUGCUGCUUGGCUGCUUGCAGCUCCCGUGGCAGUCGCUGCUGCUGUCGGCCACGGAGGGGGCGGCUGACAUCGUUGCUGCUGCUGCUGAGCAGCAGCAGCAGCAGCAGCAGCAGCAGCAGCAGCAGAAGCAACUCUUCAGCAGGCUGCUUGAUGUUGCUGCUGAUGGCAGCUGCUGCCUUUGCUUCCUCAACGGCUGCUUCCGGCUGCAGCAGCCGCGGGGGCUGUUGACGCAUGCGCGGGUGUCUUACUUGGCAGCAGGCCAGCAGCAGCAGCAGCAGCAGCAGCAGCAGCAGCAGCAGCAGCAGCAGCAGCAGCAGUGGACCACUGGUCUCUUGGCAGAACCCCCCUUCGACUUGUUCGUUUCCCUCAAACUCGAAAUCAGGGGCCCCGCUGCUGCCUUAUGCUGGGGGCCCCCCCGGCCGCUGAUGCCUGAGGAGCUGCUGCCGCUGCUGCAGCAGCAGCAGCAGCAGCAGCAGCAGCAGCAGCAGCAGCAGCAGCAGCAGCAGGUCGGCAGCAGCACAAACGAAAGCUGGGCCCUCAUCGCCCACGACCGCCGCUGGAGGCGCCGAGCCAGGCGCUCAGCUCAUGUUGUGGGCGAAGGCCCCAAAUGGCUCGUUUUGCGGCUGUCACCUUCGGGUGCAGCGCAGCUGUGGGACCCGCAGACUGGGGAGGCCAUAUGCCUGCAGCAGCAGCAGCAGCAGCAGCAGCAGCAGCAGCAGCAGCAGCAGCAGCAGCAGCAGGCGGAGCUGGAGGUGCUGGGGGCCUUGCGGGAGAUGGACGGGAAGAUAAGUGAGCUGCUGCUGCGGCUGUCUUCUUUGCUGCCGGUUGCUGCUGCUUUCGCUGGCUCGCAGCACAGAAGCCUGAUGGAGCAGCAGCAGCAGCAGCAGCAGCAGCAGCAGCUGGGCUUGCAGCAGUCUGCCCUUGACGUUGGAGACGGCGCAGCAGCAGCAGAGGAGGUGCAGCAGCUGCAGCAGGAGCUGGCAGCUCUUGCUGCUGCUGAAGCGGACCUCCUGGCGGAGUGGAGGGCGCUGCAUGCAGCAGCAGCAGCAGCAGCAGCAGCAGCAAACCAGCCACCCCCCUUCAUGCUGGGGGGGGCCCGCAGCAGCAGCAGACAGGGCCUCUGGCCCAUCUCGCAGCUGCUGCUGCUGAUUGGCCCCCAAAAUGUUUAUAUAAAUUUGCAGCCAAUGCGUUGUGUGAACAGCCGCAGCAGCAGCGCGGACUUCCCGCAGCAGCAGCAGCAGCUGCAGCAGCUGCUGCAGCAGCAGCUGCAGCAGCAGCUGCAGCAGCGGCCCCGCUGGCUGCUGCUCCAGGAGCCAGCCCCGCCCACCGACUUCGUCCCCCAGACUGCAGCAGCAGCAGCAGCAGCAGCAACAGCAACAGCAGCAGAAAGGCAAAUAAGGCUGUCUAUGGAGUUCGAUGAGAGUCAGCAGCGAGAGGCAGUAGCAGCAUAUGAGACCACCAGAGCAGCAGCAACAGCAGCAGCAGCUCCAGGAGCAGACGCAGCAGCAACAGCAGAAGCAGCGGAAGCAGCAGCAGCAGCAGCAGCAGCAGAGGCCCUUCAGGUGUGGGGUGCUGAUGCCACUCGUGUGGCGCUGCAGCCCCCCAUAGGCAGCGUCAGCCCGCUGCUGCCCGAGUUGCAUUUCACUGCAGCAGACACAGCACCAGCAGCAGCAGAAGUGGAGCAGCAGCUCCAGGCCUUGCUGCAGCAGCUGCUGCAGCAGCACUACAGCGAAGCUCCUGUCUUCAGUGCCUCCAGCAGCAGCAGCAGCAGCAGAUGGGUACAGCAGCAGCUGCUGUUUGCUGCUGAGCCCCAUGAAGCAGUUUAUGAAAUAUUAAGCAGCUACGAGGAAGCAAGGUGUACAAACAGCUGGUCCUGUUUGCUGCCAGGCCAGUGUGAGGCCUCCACAGCAGCAGCAGCAGCAGCAGCAGCAGCAGCAACAGCAGCAACAACAGAACAUAUGCUGCAGGAAGCUCUGCGGCUAGCUGUGGCUAGCUGCUUCCCAGGGAGGCCCCUGAGGGGCCUCGUGCUGCACUUUAAAGAGCUAGACGCCAAUAAGCUGCUGCAGCAGCUGCUGCAUGCAAAGAUCUUUGACCAGCAGCAGCAGCAGCAGCAGCAGCAGCAGCAGAGCGUGACUUGCUGCGUGUGUCUGGUGCUGCGCCUCUUUUCCUACCCCUGCGGCCUGUACAGCGGGUGGCUAUUUGCUGCUGCUCUUGACUGA
Messenger RNA from Eimeria necatrix, 7491 nucleotides. RefSeq lists its product as hypothetical. The coding region runs from base 1 to 7491 and encodes 2496 amino acids. The record is from RefSeq and is a predicted model, not a curated record. Lineage: Eukaryota; Apicomplexa; Conoidasida; Eucoccidiorida; Eimeriidae. The transcript has 14 exons.